CGCAUAUGUCGUCUUUGUGAGAGCAGCCAUGUCCGGUCGGGGUAAAGGAGGAAAAGGCUUAGGGAAAGGAGGUGCCAAGCGCCACCGCAAGGUGUUGCGGGACAAUAUUCAGGGUAUCACCAAGCCAGCCAUUCGGCGUCUUGCUCGGCGCGGUGGCGUCAAGCGCAUAUCUGGACUCAUCUAUGAGGAAACCCGUGGGGUGCUCAAAGUUUUCCUAGAGAAUGUGAUCCGCGACGCCGUCACCUACACAGAACACGCCAAGCGCAAGACGGUUACUGCUAUGGACGUGGUCUACGCGCUUAAGCGCCAAGGGCGCACGCUCUACGGCUUCGGGGGCUGAAAGCAGAAUCGACCUCACCAGCACUUUCUUAAAAGGCCCUUUUCAGGGCCGCCCACGAAAUCACAUAAAGGGCUGACCUGCGUUGCAGAAGUAAAUGAGCUCUUUGUGGCUGCUGAAGGAAAACAAGCAAAUAGGUCGUUAGCAAUACUUGACGUUUGUGAUUUUCAAGUGACUACGCCACGAUAAGAUGAGAAGGUUUUUAAUUAAGUACUUACUAACCACACUUAAAAAAAAAAAAAAACACUUCUAAGUAAGUAGAAAACGCGCGUUUAUCGUGCCAUUGGAAGCAUCUGAGAAAAGUCCUUGGACAUCACCGGAGGAACCCAAGGCAGAAAACACUGCACUGCGCUAUGUAAAUGAAGGCUUUUUGGGGACAAGCUCUCGUUGGAGGACGCGCGAUAUCCGGAAAACGACACUGAUACUGUAGAAGAAAGGAUUCCAAGGCUAUUUUUCUACUGUUUAAAACAGCCAAGAAACAGGACGCAAAACCUUUGGUGGUUGUAACAGUUUUUAACCUGAUAAUAUGCCAGGAGUGAGAAGCAAGGGCUUAUCGGGUUUAGACGGAUUCGCGUCCUGCUGGGGCGACUCGCUGGUGGCGAGUCAGUCCACUGCUGAGAACAUCAGUCAGGCGUUGGGCAAGUGAAGCGUAUUUUUGCAUAUCCACGAUUCCAACCUCACAAGGAAACAAUGACCACCAUAUCCAAGUAAUGCAUGGGCUGUGGAUGAGCAAAAUUAAAGUCAUAAUUUUCCCUUCCAUUUUAGGACACGGUUUAAUUUUUUUUUUUUUUUCCAAGCAGCCCAUUUAUACCAACGAGCCCUUCAUAAAGGCCAGGCCCUGGCGAACCACAUAUAAAAAUGCCCUGCUUAGCGUUGCACUGGGCUCUUUCAAAGGCACCCCGAAUACUAAGGCCCAAAAUAAUAUUAGCAACAUUAGUGUAAAGAGCUCUGGUGGCGGAACUGUGCCUGAAAGUUGGCGGUUCAAACCCACUCAGCUGCUCAGUGGCGAUUUGCUCCGGUAUGGAUUAAACCAAAAAAAAAAAAAAAAAAA
Molecule: messenger RNA, 1388 nt
Organism: Loxodonta africana (African savanna elephant)
Lineage: Eukaryota; Metazoa; Chordata; Mammalia; Proboscidea; Elephantidae
Product: histone H4
Exons: 1
Coding region: 29-340 (103 amino acids)
Biological process (GO): nucleosome assembly
Cellular component (GO): nucleosome
Molecular function (GO): structural constituent of chromatin; protein heterodimerization activity; DNA binding
Source: RefSeq, a predicted model, not a curated record